AUGUCUUCACAGCCAUUUGAGAAGGAGAGUCGCAAAGGCAGUGCAGGCACCCUGCCGCUGUCAGAGACAACCACGGAGACUGGAUCCAUGCGCACCCUAUCCACUCCCAUUUCUCUUGAGGCCGACGACGAGCCAGACUGGCCUCAAUCAUGGCGUGCCUACGCCUGCUUGCUGGGCUGCUUCUUCCUCAUGUUCAACUCCUGGGGUCUUGUAAACGCCUAUGGGACAUGGUCCUCGUACUAUGUUGGAAACUCACUCCGAGGAGUCGAUCAGUUGGAGCUGAAUCUGAUCGGAUCAACGCAGUCUUUCCUCGUUCUCCUUUUCUCAAAUCCAGUUGGACGGCUUCUGGACGCUGGCUACUCCCGUGUCGUGAUCGGAUGCGGCACUUUGCUCGUCCCGUUUGGCUUGUUCAUUCUUUCGGUUGUGCAUCCCAGCAAUGUUGGGGCGAUUGCCAGUUUUGGCCCAAUUUGGGCAACGCAAGGUCUCGUCGUCGGCUUAGGCAUGGGGACUUUCUUCGUUUCUAGCUCUCAAGUCGCUACAACAUGGUUCCCUAAACGACGAGGUCUCGCUGUGGGCUACGUUGCGUGCGGUGCCAGCGUUGCAGGAGUAGUGUACCCCACGAUGCUCCGCUACCUCAUCGAUUCUCUAGGCUUCAAUGACGCUGUACGCUGUGUUGCAGGCCUCACCUCCAUAACCUGCAUAUACUCCUUCAUCUUUUGCACACCAGACCCUGCCCACGACCACCACGAGCCGAAGCGCUGGCGUGCCCUCCGGACUUGGUUCGACACAGAAGCCUUCCACAACAAAGCUUGGUGCUGGUUCACUGCCGCUGUUGCGUUCAUGUUCUUCGGCUUUUACCCCAUCUUCUUCAAUCUCGAAGAGUGGGCAUCGGUUCGCGGUUUCGGAACACGUAAAACGAGCGGCGGAGAUGCAAGCAACGGGCCCCUCCAGACGUUUUGGCUUCUGGCCAUCAUGAAUGGAGCGUCGACUGUCGGGCGAAUGCUUCUGGCCCACUUCUCCGACAAGGUCGGCGCACUCAACAUGCACAUCGUCUCCCAGUUUGUAUCAUCGCUUCUUACGCUCAUACUAUGGACCCUGGCUGGAUCAGAAACCGAUGCUAUUGCCUUCUGUGUGGUGUUUGGUGUCUUCUCAGGAAUGGUCAUUGGUCUCCCUCCCGCCUCGGUCGGUAACAUUCUGAACUGCACCUACACUACAGCAGACACGAGGCAUCUGGCCAAGAAGAAGCUUGGCCAUUGGACCGGAAUGAUGUACACAUUCGCCGCGAUCCCAGCCCUGACUGGCCCCGUUAUUUCAGGCCAUCUCAUUACAAAGUAUAACACCUACAUCACCGUGCAGAUGUGGUCGGGAACCAACCUCAUGCUCUCAUUCGCAUGUAUGUUGGUAGCGAGGUGGUAUCUGCCCUGUGCGAACGGUCAAAGUGCUCCUAGCGAAAUUGCACGUGUGUUUGGCAAGCAUGAAGCGCCUGUCACAGAGAAAGGAAAAGGGAACGAAAUCGACACUGGAUCUCCAGAAGCUUUGUCGCAGGCCCCAACUCGCGUUCCUAGUAUUACCCCUUCACGACAAGCGUCCAUGGAUAGACCCGACUCACCGGAGAGGAUGGUCUGA
This is a messenger RNA of Cucurbitaria berberidis CBS 394.84, 1626 nucleotides long. RefSeq names its product MFS general substrate transporter. Gene Ontology annotation, cellular component: fungal-type vacuole membrane. Gene Ontology annotation, biological process: transmembrane transport. The record is from RefSeq and is a predicted model, not a curated record. Lineage: Eukaryota; Fungi; Ascomycota; Dothideomycetes; Pleosporales; Cucurbitariaceae. The coding region runs from base 1 to 1626 and encodes 541 amino acids. Gene Ontology annotation, molecular function: transmembrane transporter activity. The transcript is spliced from 3 exons.